AUGCCGACGACGCUUACUACACCUAUACGUCAUCGAGGCGUUACAGACAGUCGACAUUCAACAAAGACUGACAGACGCGGUCUCAGCGCUAUUGUCUUUGGCACUCGUCAUCACUGCUAUCUUCAGAUUCUAGUCAUUCCUUUUUCUGUCGUUCCUCUUGCCAUUAUUGAUUUUCCUGGACCAGUGUUUUUUGUAUUCCUCAUUGUUUUCAUAUCAAUCGUGUUUCUCUUCGAUUCCUCUCUAUACAAUGACCAGAUUUACAACGAUCUCAUCAUCUUCGUGUACAGGAGCCAUGUUUCAGCUCAUUUUCAGAUCUCUUUAGCUGUUUCUGGUGCUCAAAAUUUAUACCAUAAAUAUUAUUACAAAAAGUGCCACUACAAUAUAAGGCGGUUCUCGGUACCUCUCCAGUUGAAAUGGUGA
This is a messenger RNA of Haemonchus placei, 420 nucleotides long. The record is from the annotation of a GenBank genome assembly. Lineage: Eukaryota; Metazoa; Nematoda; Chromadorea; Rhabditida; Trichostrongylidae.